Colletotrichum destructivum is the source of this 1546-nucleotide messenger RNA. RefSeq names its product Putative peptidase S54, rhomboid domain, Rhomboid-like superfamily. The coding region runs from base 220 to 1020 and encodes 266 amino acids. Gene Ontology annotation, molecular function: serine-type endopeptidase activity. Gene Ontology annotation, cellular component: membrane. The transcript is spliced from 5 exons. The record is from RefSeq and is a predicted model, not a curated record. Lineage: Eukaryota; Fungi; Ascomycota; Sordariomycetes; Glomerellales; Glomerellaceae.
CGGCAUGCAACAAGCUGGCUACAAUUUCCAAUUCGCAGAACAUGUACAGCAACUUAUUUGCUGCUAACCCAAGCAUUCAUAACUACCCGACGCCAACGACAGGACCGAUCGAUACAAAUCCUCCUCACUCCGCGCCGGAGCAGGACAAAUAGCAGACUACCCGCGACGAACUCCACGCGCAGCCUCCGACCUCCGUGAGACCCGGAGACGGUGGGCGUGAUGGCUCCCAAUGUGACAUCCUUCAACGCCCUUCGGGCUCGCACCUAUCUCUUCCGGCUGCCAUUGUUUACGAGAAUCGUGAAUCUAGUCAUCAUUGCCGCAUGGAUCGCGGGCAUCCAGUCGGCUUGGGACAUCAGGCAAUGGGGCGCCUUGAUUCCUGAUCAGCUGUCAUUCACAGCUUCGUACCGAAUGAACACAUUUCCCUUUAUCCAUAAAAAUUUUAUCCACGCGAUCAUGAAUCUCUUGGCCUUGACACCGCUGAUGGAACGCUUCGAGGCGGAAUUUGGUACCCUGACCUCAAUAGCGCUCUUUAUCGGUCCUCUUUCCACGAUUCCGGCCGUUCUAUAUGUUUUGAUUGAACGAUUUCUCUUCAAGGGCAACGUUGGAGUUAUGGGAGCCAGUGUUUGGGUCUUCUUGCUCCUCGGCAUGGAAGCAAUUCGAACCUCCAAGACAAACCCCCAACUGACGAUUGCGACGUACUCGAUUCCUAUGUGGACAACGCCUCUGAUCCUCAUUUUGGUGGUUACGGCGCUCGUCCCUGGCACAAGCUUACUAGGCCACCUUUGCGGCGUCUUGGUUGGGUAUUUAUUUGGUCUCGGCUACUUAAAGUUCCUAAGCCCACCUGAGAAGGCCCUGAGAUGGGUCGAGUCCAAGCUGAACCUGUUGGGCCGUCUGCCUCACUAUGUAAGCGUGGACCAGAAGACCUAUGGCCGGUUUGGUGUUUUGCCUUCAAGCAACCAUGCCGGCAGCGGCAGCGCUCCCAUUGCACUUGUUGGUACCACUCAAAGACUUGGACCAUGAAGAAUUCGCCCCUGAACUUGUAUCAUCACAUUGCAUACUGCCUGGCGAGGCUGGAUUGCAUCUAAGUCGGAGUUUGGAGUUUGGUCGCGGCCGAAUGUGGCCCAUACACAGGAUGGGUAAAACUUUAUGACUUACAAUUCCCUUUGUUCCUGGGUCGUCUGAAAGCGGCCCUAAGUGGUCACGUACUGCAUUCCCGAUUAUCUAGAUCGCUGCAUUUAAACGUGAAGAAGGAUUAUAGGGGAGUAAACGAAAACUCGCCAGGCAGCAGAUUGACUACCUUGGACACGGCUGUGGAAUAGCCAAUCCAGGCAACUACCAACAAAAAAAGAAGAAAAGAAGCCUUUACAUGGUGAAUUCGGCUUGUAAGCAGCAUCAGUCGUAGUAUCAAGAAUAUUGUACCUUUUAGAUGCGGUGAUUUACCUACCAUCCGCCGAAGCUGGCUGGUGUGUAGAGGAUCUCCAAAACAGGGGUAGGUUGGGUAAGCUAGCGAACGCGGGUUCGCGCUGGCUAAAUGAAUAUUUGGGGC